Molecule: messenger RNA, 8708 nt
Organism: Ailuropoda melanoleuca (giant panda)
Lineage: Eukaryota; Metazoa; Chordata; Mammalia; Carnivora; Ursidae
Gene: FANCC
Product: FA complementation group C
Exons: 12
Coding region: 1880-3541 (553 amino acids)
Biological process (GO): interstrand cross-link repair; cellular response to oxidative stress; nucleotide-excision repair
Cellular component (GO): Fanconi anaemia nuclear complex
Source: RefSeq, a predicted model, not a curated record
GGCUUGAUCCUGGGACUCCACGAUCAUGACCUGAGCCGAAGGCAGACGUUUAACCAACUGAGCCACCCAGGCACUCCAACUCACAGAAUUUCUCACUGUAAUAUUGUUUUGCCCCUGAGAGAGCUACAGCUUGAUACUCUUUCUUGCUGCCUUAUGGAAAAUAGAUCUGGGGGCUGGGUGGGCAAGAAUAAAAAGAAGGAGAGCAGGUAGGAGGCUGUGACAGCAUUAGGUGAGAGGUCGUAGUGGAUCGGAUCAGCGUGAAAGCAGUGGCACUGGAGAGAGCAGUGGCACUGGGGGUAGAGUGUAUGUGAGGUAUAAUUGACAGCUGAUGGAUCAGAUAUGGAGGAUGAGGGAAAGGGUAUGAAGGAUGUAUCAAAGGUAACAGCUAAAAUUUUGACCUGAGCAACCAUGUGGAUGUUGACAUUUACUCAGAUGACAAAGGUGAAAAAGUGGUUUGGGGAAGGUUGGAAUAAUAGUAGUCGUAGACUUGUUAAAUGUGAGCUAUCUCUUCCACAUUCAAAGAUAUCAAGUAAGCUGGUUGCAUAUACGAAUCUGGAGCAUAGGAGAAGGGGCAGGGUGGGAGCUAGAAUUUUGGAAUGUGUUGUAGUCACCCAGUAAGAGUGAGAUGGGCCUCCUAACACCAUCCCCUAAUUUGGUUCUGAUGUAGAGAUCAAUGGUCUCACACUUAAACCAGGAGAGCACCACACCCAUACUAAGAGGGUAUGAAAGGUUUAAUACUUAUAUAAUGGGGCUUUCUAGGGAGAUCAGCGCUGGCUCCCCCGCUGUUCCAGAAGACUCGAGAGAGCAAGAAAGGAGACUGGUUUGGCUUUUAUGGUGGUUAGAGGAUGGGCUUGGGCGGGAGUUGCCUUGUGUGGGCUGAGCCUUUUGAGGUUUGCGUUUUGCACUGGGGCCACAGGAAGGAGUACCAAGGCCUUCUUGUCAGCCGUCCAGAUACGGGAGCAGAAGGAGGAAGGGGAACAGUGGGACUUGAAAGCUGUCAGUAAUCAGACAUCAAAAGUAGAUUUAAAGUCUUUAUAACAGAAGACUUCAGCAGUAAACAGUAUGUAAAAUGAUAGAGCUAGAAAAGAGCUGGAAGUGCACUGAGCUCUGAGGACUCUAACACUUAAGAAAUCAGAUUGAGGAGGAAGUACCAGCAAAUUAGACUGGAUGAGGAGAGAAACUAUAAUACAGUAUGCCACCAGCUAAGACAAAAGCGUUUCAGGGGAGCAGAAGUCAGGGACACCACGUACCCACAGUGGCUGUGCACCCUGCAGCACUUCGGCACGUGGUGGGUGUGUGUCCUGGAGGCACACAAGGUGGCAGCGCUGGGAGAAGAGUCAACACCUAGGAUACUGCUGAGGAGGUGAGUAGGAUGGGGGUAGAGGUGGGUCCAUUGGUUUGCUUCGUGGCCAUCAGAUCAGUGAAUUGGUAGAGAAGGAAGCCAGGUUAGAGAAGGCUGGGAAAUGAAUGUGAGGUGGGAAGUAGAGAAGGCAAGUUUAGAAAGUUUUCCCAGGAAAUUGCUAAAUGCAGAGCAUAGAAAUGGGCAGUAAUUAGAAGGAGGGAGAUGUUGGAUCAAGGAGAACUUUCUUUUUUUUUUUAAGUUACAGAGAUCUCAGAGCAUGGUUAUAAACCGAUGUGAACAACCAGUAAUGAUGCCAAAGAGAAUGUGGAUCGCCGCUGUAGAGAGUCCUGGCAGAGAGGGAAGGAGAGGGGGUCAGAGCCCAAGUGGACAACUCCACUUUAUCGGAGCAGAGACACGCUUCUUCCGUCAGAAUAGGCGGGAAGACAGACAGCAGGGUUGUUCACGUAGGUGAGUUUAGGAACUGGUUGGUGACAACCUGAGAGAGCUCCUUGCUAAUUGCUGUUUUCUCAGCUGUAGAUGAGACGAGGUCCUCUUCCAGGAGUUGUAGGAAAGGGGCAGUGGUAUGAUGAGAGAGGAGAUGUGAAAGAAUUGCUCAGAAAGUUGUGCAGCAAAUCGACCAGGAAGCAUAGGAGGGCUGUGAGACAAUGCUGGGCCUAUUCGAGGCUUGUGGCCGUGAAAUCAGAGCCAGAGCGGGCGGCUCCGCUGUCUGAUGUUCUCACCGGGAUCGGCUAUGUGGGCGCUGGGGAAGAGAAGGGGUUGUUAUCUCAUAUACUUUCGGGAUUCAGAUUUGAUACAAAAGAAGUUGACCUUUUGACUCAAGGUCUUGGAUAUGUGCCUGCAGAUUACUGUCCUGGUUUGCUUAAAAAUAUGGUUUUAUCAUUAGUGUCUGAACUCCGAGAGAAUCAUCUUAAUGGAUUUAACACUCAAAGGCGAAUGGUUCCUGAAAAAAUAAGGUUCCUGUCACGAGUUUGUAUACCGCUUGUAACUCUGCCAGAUAUGGAACCACUGGUGGAGGCUCUGCUCACCUGCCAAGGACAUGAGCCUCAGGAAGCGCUCUGGCCUGAGUUCUUUGAUGCCGUGAAUGAGGCCUUUCUGCUGAAGAAGAUUUCGCUCCCUACAUCAGCUGUAGUCUGCCUCUGGCUUCGGCACCUUCCCAGCCUUGAAAAAGCAACACUGCAUCUUUUUGAAAAGCUGAUCUCCAGUGAGAGAAAUUUCCUGAGAAGUAUCGAAUGCUUUUUGAAAGAUUCAUUACUGCCUGAAGCAGCCUGCCACCCUGCCAUAUUCAGAAUUGUUGAUGAAAUGUUCAGGUAUGCACUCCUGGAAACCGACGGAGCCCCAGAAGUACUAGCCGCUGUUCAAGGGUUUACACGGUGCUUUGUGGAAGCUCUGGAAAAAAAAAACAAGCAGCUGAAGUUUACAUUCAAGACCUACUUUCCUUAUGCUUCUCCAUCUCUUGUUAUGGUGCUGCUCCAACACCCGAAAGAUAUCCCACAAGAACUGUGGCACCAGCCACUGAAACAUAUUUCUGAAAUGCUCAGAGAAAUAGUUGAAGACCAGACUCAUGGGUCCUACGGAGGCCCCUUUGAGUGCUGGUUUUUGUUCAUUCACUUUGGAGGAUGGGCUGAUAUCGCGGCUGAGCAGUUAGUGAUGUCAGAAGCUGAACCCUCUGAGGCCCUGCUGUGGCUCUUGGCAUUCAGCUGCAGCCCACAUGACGGGAGUCCGCAGAGAGCACAGAUCAUGGUAGAGGUAAAGGCAGUGCUCAGCCGCCUCAAGAAGCUGCUAAGAAAUCCGAUUCUCUCAGCCAAGGAUCUGCAGGCGGCAGCUGCAGAGAGCCGAGACAGAGACCCUGGACCACCUUUGUGUCAACAGCUGAUCAGGCGCCUCCUCCUGAACUUCCUGCUCUGGGCUCCUGGAGGCCAUGUGAAUGCCCGGGAAGUCACCGCCCUUAUGGCUCCAAGUGAUGAGAUAGCCCAUGAGAUGACUGUCUUUCUUGACCAGACCUUGUACAGAUGGGAUCAUCUCCGCAUGGAAGUCCCGAGGUCAAGAAAACUGGCCAGAGAGCUCCUUGCAGAGCUGCGCAUGGCCGGCACAGCCAUGCAGGAACCAGGCUCCCCGAGGCCUCGUGAUGUGAUGAUGAGACCAUUUCUUCAUGGAAUGAGUGAUGAGAAUGAGCCAUAGACAUUUGGCAAGAUCUGCUAGUACAUAUUUUAUGAAGCGAGAAGACAGGUUCUUUAGCCCAAACUCAGUCCAUUUUAUUGUUGAUGACUGGAUGGUGCCCAGAGCAUUCCCCACCUGCUCAGCCCAGCUGUCAGAGAAUCACUAAAGAAAAGGCUUAGGUAGGAGAACAGAUUUUUAUUUCCGUUUUUCCUCGUAUCAAACCAAGAUACACAACUGUUAUGUGAGUGGUUCAAAGUCUUUGGACCAAGAAAUGGGUCAUGAACCACUGAUCAAUUUAGAAAGUAACUUAGUCCUUUUCCGCAGGUCUCUUUUUUCAGAAGUCAUGUUAUUGGUGUUUCUUUUGACUUGCAGGCAUUUGAGAUAAAGCCACACUGUCUUGCUUCCCUAAGAAAUUCUUCAUCGAGGAGUCUCUCGGGCACCUCAGAAGGGAAGCAAGGACCACUGCUCGGUGGUGGGCGCACGAGCCUGCCUGCUGUGGAGGGCAGCCCGCUUGCCAGUGGGGUAAAGCCACUUCCAGUGCUCUCUUUGCUUUCUGUUUGUUAAACACUGCCACCAAAGGAGCUCGUGUGACCUCAAGGAUGGCUGACAGCAGAGAGUAUAGGACGUGUUCUGGAAACAUUAGAAGAGAUUACAUAUCAGUUAUCUAGUUAACCAAAGUGGAAAUUUGAAAUUUUUUUUUUAAGAUUUUAUUUAUUUGAGAAAGAGAGCACGAGCGGUGGGUGGAAGGGCAAAGGGAGAGAGAGAAGCAGGAAGGGCCUGAUCCCAGGACCCUGAGAUCAUGACCGAAAUCAGAUGCUUAACCCACCCAGGUACCCUGGGAAUUAGAAAUUUCUAAUAAAGAAUCGGUAACCCCAGUAUUUACUUCAUAUCAAUUUUAAAAAUUUUCCCCUCUUAGGUUUAUUCUUAAUAUGCAUUGAUUAUGUGCCUUUCUGUGUGCGUUCUCGUGGUUGAGUCAGUCAGGACUUUGUGUCCACUUUGAUUUAUGUGUUUGUAUCUCCGAAUUGCCCUCCGUUUGGGCUCCUGUUUGAGGUAUGAGUAACAUUUUGUUGGAUUAGAGGUUGUGGUUUUAGGGGCAUUAGUGUUUUGGCUUAGGGAUCCACCUAAAGAUCUGGAAACUUCAAGGAUUUUUGACCUGAGCCUGCCUUUUGAGCAAUGUUGCAGUUUGAGCAAUGUUCUGAUAAAAUACUGUCGACACAACUACCACCAUCAUUACUGUCAUAUAAAAAGGCUUCAUCAAAAUGUGUAGUAGCUGAAAAAUGAGUUGUAGGCUUCACUUGGAGUCGAGGACAUCUCUCCAGUGUUGUUUGCCGUGGAAGUGUGACCAGCCUGUGUGGGCAUGAAGGAGGGGCUCCGUCGUCUGGCAGCCUGAGUGAUCCCUAACGUGAGUGCCCAUCAGGAACCGAACUCCUUUCAUGGCUGAGCUUCCACUGGAAAUUCAUUUGUGCUGCAUUUCACAGCAAACAGUAUCAAGACUCUUACCCACCUCAGACUGUUGAAGCUGCAUUUCUGGAAGGUUCCUUCCUGUCCUGGCCUUACCUCAGCCUGUUUGUAGUAUCGCCCAUUCCUUUACAAAGCCUCUAAGUUCUCCCAAGCCUUGGACGUUUGAGUCAGCACCUGCCCAGACUAUCUGAUCUGGCAGAGCUUUAGUCUUCACCCCGGUGAACUCCCGGCAGCCAAGCGGUUCUUGUGUCUGCAGCGAACCCUCACUGACCGUGAAGGCUUUCACCAAGGGGACAGCAGGCACUGGUUUGUUUACUGCCCUUCCCCCCCUUGAUAAAGUCACUAACAAGGGGAGAAAUGCUGCACAGGCGGAAACAAAGGGAAGCAGGACUGUUCCCCAAACUGGAGGGGCAGCUGCGAAGCCUCCCUGGCAGGCCCUGGUCUUCAGUGUGGGCACAUGCUGACCACUUGAGAAGGGUUACUGCAUCAUUGCAUUCACUUCUCUGAGGAGGAAGGAAUCUCCCAAAGUGCAAAUGGAGGGGGAGCGCACAGCGGAAGGGUAGGAAGCGACGCUCUCCCCGUGACCACCCAGGAAGACAGGUGCCUUGUGCUCCCUGUGCUCCUGAGCAAGCCCACAUCCGGCCACCACAGAAGAAACCCAGUCAGGGCAGAGAAACUCAGGAGCAGGCUGAGGAGUAGUACAUCCCACCUCCUCUUCCAGUUGCCCUGGACUGGGGGGAAGUCUGGACGUGUGGGUUCUUUCAGGUUUUUCAAGUUCAGAGAAGUAGGUUCCAAGCUAGAAGCGGCCUCUAGAGAGAAUGCACGUGAAGGCCCUGCAGGCCUCUGAGCCUUGUGGCCCUGUUGGAGAGCUCAGAACACUGAGGCCUAAGGCAACAUGGAGCGGUGAGGCUGAGACCCAGAGGCUGUAUGUGGGGUUUACCGGACUGGGUUUCUUUCCACCAUAGUGUCUGUCAGACAGAGGCCUCCAGCUUCCACCAGCAGAAUAUCCAAUGACGAGGGUCUUCCACAAGAAAGACACCUGAUGGUCUCAGACACAGAAGACCCGGAAAGGUGGCUAAUUCGGCCUCUCAGCAACGGGUUGGCUUCCGUGGAGUUCUUUUCUCUCUAAGUUCAGGAAAGCCGCAAGCUGAGACUUUCCUGACAGCCUCCAAGAAGGAAAAGGACAGCAGGUUCUCCUGCCUCUCCCAGCAGCCCGCACCAGCCCUGCCCUUGUGUCACGGGCAGACCCAGCCACGGCCGAGUGGAGUUGCGAAGACCGUGGGCAGAUUGACCAGGACACGAGCCGGCCUUGAGCUUCAGGGCCUUCCGCGGCCUGGCCCCUCACAGGCCCUGAGAGAGGCCCCAGCGCCGUGCUCCCAGGAGCAUCUGUUCUUGUAAAAUUUGUGAAGAGAAUUUAGCUGCACUGGCAGAGGUGUCCCCGUGCACUCGUGCUGCCCGCCCCCAAGGCAGUGCAGGGGCGGCCGGGUGCACCGGGCUCCCGCUGAGGGGAUUGGAGCUGGGGCAACGUCGCCGCCCAGUCCGGUGAGGUUACCGUGAAGGGAGAGCUUCCAAGAACGCCGUGCCCCCUGGGGGCCGUGGCCCAGCAGCGGGGUGGCCUGCGCCCCAGAGAGCGGCCUGAGGGGAGUGUGGGGGAUCCUUGCAAGACCUCCAGCUCGGGUCUGGGACGAACCUGUCAGAGAUCUGACAACAGCUCUAGAAUGAUCUGUUACCAAACAGCAAGCUGUGAAGGGGGGAUCCUGACGUUUUGGAUCAGGUGUGCUGGGGACGCUGUGCGCGUAUAUGAAAUCGCCGUCCUGAUGAGCGCUGACCAGAGACAGAGCGCCAAACACGGGGAGAAAAGGUGUUGACUGACCACCUGUUAGUGCAAAGCCUGUCACCUGCGCUUUGUGAUGGGUGGAAUCUUUUAGCUUUUCUAAAUUUGUAAUUAAUUUUUUAUUAUAAAUAAAAAGGUACAUGACCCCUAAUUUUGUAUUCAUGAAAUAUUACAGUCUUUCUCAGAAAAAGCUUCCCUUCACUCCCCAGUUAUGGGAGCUUAAAGCCCCACAAAAUCCAUAUAGAUCUGCCCCCGGAAGAGACCGAUUAUGGUGUAUCCUUUGGGCCUGGGAGUCCUGCCCUCAGAUACCUAAAAAACUGGGGUCCCACUGCCAGGGAAGAAGGGGGAGGCCUGUAGGGCCGGCAGGAGGCCGAAGCCUGGUGGCCUGCAUGGCUCACAGCCCAGGUUUCUGUAAGCCGGCCGCCUCCGCGCUGCCCUGCCCUUCCGAAGCCGCCCUGACAAAGCCCUGCCCGCGCCCUCCUGGGCGCCGCUCUCACGAACGCGGGCACAGGCUCCCGGGGAGUCGUGGGAUGGAACCGGCUCGGCUCUGUUCAGCGGCACGCCCAGGACCCAGCCCACCCCCCACCCUGGUUCUGCGGCCCAACAGCUCGCGUGGGCCUCCUGGGUGGCCGCUCUGCUUCCAGACGCAGGGCACCGUGGGCCCUUCCCUCGGCCGGAAGGCAGCCGGGCAGGCAGGUGGCCGUGGCCGAGCCACGUGUCCGAAGCCGCCCCUCGCUGAGCGCUCCGGGGGCUGCUCUGGGUCGCCGUGCGUCGUUUGCCCUUCUCCACUCGGCCCGUUUCUCAUGGGUGGGCAUGGGCUCCUCCCUCCGCGUGACCCCGGUGUUCACGUGGACCUCAGAGACUCUCAGGCACCGGCCCGAUACUACUCGUCACCGAGCCGUUUGACUCCUAAAGAACCGACAUUAGGGCAAAAUAAAUCCGUGCGUGUUAAAGCCGCCUUCUAAAGCCCAGCUUGUUUACCCAGGAGCCCACAGCCUGUCCCCCAGUGUAGGCCUUCCCUUUCCCCGGUCCUGACAUAGUCAGGAUCCCUACUAGGGGUUUGGGGUAGGAACUUGGAUACUUUGAUGCGGAAAGUUUCACACUUUCUGUAGAAAUGCUGAGUUCAGUCACUGUUGAACGUCUCGGCCUGCGGGGUUUCUCGCGGUAUGACGAAUCCGUGUGUACCAGCCGGGGUUCUUGGUGGCAAGCAACACAAUGGGACCCGGUGUCGAAAGUAAAAGGGAGUUGAUCAAAAGGGUAUUUAAAAGCCCACAGAAUUGUGAGGCAGACAAGGCUUUGUGUCAGGCAGUCAACAGCAGUGCCCGAACCUCGCCUCAGAACGGCCCUACUGCCAUCACCGAAUGAAUCCUGCCACUUAGAGCCUUUGUCGCUUGGACCCGCCCUGUGCCCCAUGAGGAAGCCCUGGUCCCUGCCGGGGCAUCUGACAGGGAACGUGGGUCCCCGACCUGUAUUUCAGGUGGAAGGUCACUGAAAAAGCAGGUGUCUGGCUUGUUUCACUUCGGUGACGUUACUGGAACCUUGGCCGCCGCCAGCGGUCUCCUACAUACAGGAAGGAGUCAGAGCCUGGGCAGCUGAAGAGAGCACAGAAUCUCUGCAAGACGAGGUAUCAUCAACCCUUAAAGCUCUUCCAGAGCACCUGAGAUGGUUGAGACCCAUCAAACAGCCCAACCACUUAGCAGGAAAAGCCGUAGAGGAGGGUGCGAGGCCGAGAGUGUCCAGCACGGCGCUCGGAACAGAGCCCGUAAGGGCCUGCGGCGGGGUGUCGUGUGCCCUGCACACGGGGCGGAGCAGGAUCCCUGGCCUCUCCCCGCUACGUACCGGCCCAGAAGUGACAACGCUUCUCCAGGAUGUCCCCCCACAACUCUCCAAUUG